Myotis lucifugus (little brown bat) is the source of this 2673-nucleotide messenger RNA. RefSeq names its product NADH-cytochrome b5 reductase-like (gene CYB5R5). The transcript is spliced from 7 exons. Gene Ontology annotation, molecular function: oxidoreductase activity. NCBI's taxonomy places the organism in Eukaryota, Metazoa, Chordata, Mammalia, Chiroptera, Vespertilionidae. The coding region runs from base 135 to 1079 and encodes 314 amino acids. The record is from RefSeq and is a predicted model, not a curated record.
GGAAGGAUCCUCCGGUGAAGGGAAGCCCAGCUGUAGACCUUCCAGGGAACAGGGCCUGGGCCAGUGACUCUCACAGAGCCAGGCCUGCUCUGGGAAGAGCACCUGUUGUCCCCCCCAGGCUGCCUGAGCCUCUGAUGAUGGAUGAGAAGGAGGAGGACGAUGAUGAGGAAGCCUGGCUGCAGCUUCGGCCUGUGGAGCCCUUGCCCUCCCAGUGCUGCGGCAGUGGCUGCUCACCCUGUGUGUUCGACCUCUAUGACCGAGACCUGGCGAGGUGGGAGGCAGCCCGAGCCAGCAAGGACAGAAGCCUGCUAAGAGGGAAGGAAGCACCGAACUUCCCCUCCAAACUGAGCCCAGAGACGUUCCUGGCCUUCCGCAUCAGUGCCAUGGACAAACUCACUCAGGACACCUACCGUGUGCGGUUUGCACUACCCGGGAGCAGCCAGCUCGGCCUGCGGCCCGGCCAGCACCUCAUCCUACGAGGGAUAGUAGACGGCUUAGAAAUCCAGAGAGCCUACACACCUAUCAGCCCUGUCAAUGCAGAAGGCUACUUUGAAGUUUUGAUCAAGUGCUACCAGACUGGGCUGAUGUCCCGGUAUGUUGAGUCCUUGAAAGAAGGAGACACGGCUUUCUGGCGAGGACCUUUCGGAAACUUCUUCUAUAAACCAAACCAGUACGGUGAGCUGCUCAUGCUGGCUUCGGGCACCGGCCUGGCCCCCAUGGUGCCCCUCCUGCACAGCAUCACGGACAAUGCGGAGGAUGAGACCUUUGUCACCCUGGUCGGCUGCUUCAGGACCUUUGAGGGCAUCUACCUGAAAACCUUCCUGCAAGAGCAGGCCCGCUUCUGGAACGUCCGCACCUUCUUUGUUCUCAGCCAGGAGAACUCCCCGGAGCAGCUUCCUUGGAGUUACCGGGAGAAGACCCGCUUUGGCCGCCUGGGCCAGGACCUGAUUGAAGAGCUGGUUGGCUCCUGCCGGAGAAAGCCGUUUGCGUUGGUCUGUGGCUCGGCCCAGUUUACCGAGGACAUGGCCAAGGGCCUGCUGCGUGCGGGCCUGGCCGAGGACUCCUACUUCCUCUUCUAGACCUGGCCUCCCUUAAGCCCAGGCCAGGGGCCUGCCAGUGAGACCCAGGGAGGAACACAGACUGGGACCAGAAAACGCGGCAGAAGGCCACAGCUGACUCGCCCUGUGAUGGCGGCGGCUGUCUGUACCUCCACGCACCUGUUUCUCAUCUGCUACCUCCCUCAGCAGGCAUCCUGCAGUGGGGAAGAGGGUGGGGGGGAGGUGUCAGGAGCCUGGGGAGGAGUAACCAGCUGGGAGUCAGGAAGGACUUCCUGGAGUCCUGGUCCAGGCUGAGCCCCAGGAGGAGGAGGGGUUGGUAGGGAAGGGGCCAGAAGAGCUCCCCGGGUUCCUCAGGUUAGAGGGCUUGUGCCGUUAGACCAUGCCCUGUGCUUCCCCUGGGUGGCCUCAGGGCUGGCUCAGUGACUGUCCGUUAAGCACAGGGAAUGACCGCGGGCGGCUGAGAGCUCUUUGGAGGAGGAACUUGCCUUCUGUACCUCCAGUGCCCGGAGCCUGACACAAGGAAGGUCUUGGGUUCUGUGACCUGACCCCAUUCCCCGAGCAAGGUGGGGCUUUGGGUUACCUUUGUUUUGUAUUGGCCCUGGGCCUUUCCUGCUGCGAAGGGCUUCCUCAGUCUCCCUUCCCUAGAGCCCAGCCCAGAGUCCUUUUUCCAGCAAAAGAGCCACAGACACAAAUGCCCCUCCUCCUGCAGGCAGCCAGCUCAGCCCUCCCUUCAGCUCUGGUGCCCUGGCGACGGUUGCUAUGGAGAUCUAAAGAUAGAGCAGGAGUCAGGAGACCUGGGUCCUUCUCCCUGCUCUGCCCACUGAGUGGAUGCUGAUUCUGAUCCACCCACCCCUCCCGUCCACCCCCGCCCCCUCCAUCCUGCCUGGGGCGUGCCCUCCCCGGGGAAGCGGGCGCCCCUGGGCAGCGCACUGCAGUUAAUGAAUUCUGCCUUUUGCAGCCGGGCUCCAGUGCGCUGCACCGGCUCAGGCUGGCUACAGGCCGCCCCAGAACCAGAACGUUAAGUCACGGUACCUCAGGAUGAAAGAACCAUAGAAUCAUCUAGUUAGAACUUUACAGUCAGAAUCCCAGCCCUCCUCACGUCAGAGAUUAAAGUUCAGGACUCCAGAGAGCAUCGAGUCCACCAGGCUCAUUGUGUCGAUGGGGAAACUGAGGACCAAUGAGGCUGAGUGACCAGAGCAAGGAAAACCGUUCACGGCGGGGCCCACACCAGAAGCCAGGUCUCCAAGUGGCAGCCUGUGCUCAGUGGUUUUCAAACUGGGCUCCGGGGGACACAGGGGUUCCUGGUGUGGCAGCAGUGACGGGAUGGCCCCCCUUCAGCCAGAGCAGUCUUAUCUUUAUUCGAUUUAUGUUUUGGGGCUGGGAUUAAUUUUCACUUGUGAAAAAAGGGCUUCCUUGCACCACCCCAAAAGUUGCAACAAAUCUGUGUGCUGUGCCAUGUUCAGUAAAUAACCAUGACAAGCAGUUGGGGAUGUUGCCAAGGGUUUCAAAGGCAUAAUUCCGUGGUCAGAUGUGUGGGGGAUACCGACUGUGAUCUUCACCGAGGAUCCCAUGCGCACGAGGACAGUAAAGGCUCCGAGAGUCCAGUGGUGAAAAA